This is a messenger RNA of Mesocestoides corti, 1593 nucleotides long. The record is from the annotation of a GenBank genome assembly. Lineage: Eukaryota; Metazoa; Platyhelminthes; Cestoda; Cyclophyllidea; Mesocestoididae.
AUGUCUUCCUCCACUGAUAUUGUACCAGGAAGCCUUAACAUCACGAACACGACGCAUUUGCCUGCACACUGUGGUAAUCCUUAUGAGUCUGGAAUUGCACAUAUCCUCGUCACUCAUGUCAGCCUCAGUAUAGCUAUUCUUGGGAUACCUGCGAAUAUUUUGGCUCUCAUAGUUCUCAACUACCAAGUGACAAAUCGCAGCCCAACCCACAUUCUCCUUACAGCACUUGCAAUCGAGGAUAUCUUGACUAUUGUUUUUUAUAGUGCCUAUUAUAUUGCAAUACACUACUACGAAACAUUUAACUUAACAUGGCUGGGCAGUCUGCGGUAUAUCGACACCCCUCUCUUCUACAUAUUAAACUGGACGAAAAUGAUUGAAAUUUACACGGUGGUUUUUCUAAGCCUGGAACGCUACGUAGCAAUCAGGUGGCCACUUAAAGCCACACGGCUCUGCUCAGUAGGCAGAACAAAACGAGGGCUAGUGGUUAUAGUGGUGCUGUCGGGGAUUUUCAAACUUCCUAACUUUAUUUUUGACUACCGCACACUGAAGUGGCAUCCGGAGUGCCAAAACUAUCGACUCGACGCCGUGUUUAUUGCCGCCUCAUGGUAUGCUACAUUCAAACUGGUUUAUGUACAACUGCUGGAUCAAGUGUGCUCUUUUAUAAUUCCACUGAGUCUACUGGUGUUCUUGAACUUUGGGCUUAUUUUCAGGAUUUUUCCACCUACCAAAAAAUAUAGGUAUGAUACUUGGAACAAUGGCAAAAUCUUGACUUCAGAGGCAUUAGCCAUAUCUUCAGAUAGCUCUGCGGUGAAAUAUAAAAUUCCCAUGCCUGAUAAUGGAAUGACGGUUCUGAGAACAUAUUCAUUUCGCACACGUCGUAAUAUGUCAACAAAAGCACGACGUACGACUGAUCACAAAUCCGCUAAUAAUGAGGAGCCAGUGAGGCAAACAGAUGCAGUUUUUCGAGAAAAAAAUGGUCACGGGAGUAUAGCUGGAUCCGAGUUUCAUCCUGGGUCAAGAAACAUUAAUUCAAAUAAUCGGAGUAUACUUCUCACCCUAGUUGGAGUAGUCACCAUAUUUCUCAUUUGCGAAACACCCACGACCCUGUGUUUCCUGGUUGAAAUGUGGGAUCUUCUCUCAGGCAUUUGGAAGAAAAAUGGAAACUCAACGACCAGCUUGGCAAUUUCACCCAUUUUCGUUACAACCGAGGAUCUUUACUAUUACGCAUAUCCGGCGGCACUCGUUCUUGUUCUUGUAGGCUGCGCAAGCAACUUUUUCAUCUACAUUCUAAUUGGCAGAAGAUUUAGGCGCAAUUGUAAGCAAGUGGUGAUUAAUCUGGCAAAAAGGAUUUGUUGUUGCGCACAAAAGACGAACGAGGAAGCUGGCACCAGAUUACUUCGUUCGUUGGGGAUUUUUCACAGAAACCAAGUAAGAAAGAGUGACUUGGUUGUUGAUUUUAGUCCUUGCGUUAAGUGGAAUGCAUCCCAGAGACGCAGUACUCUGAAAGCAUCACGGAAAUCAUCGUCACAUCAAAAGCAGCAUUUGCAACUGUCAUUGAACAUGAUUUCUGAUGGGAUUGACACUUGCUUGUAA